AUUGGGUGUUCUAUUACAACAAAAGUAUAACCAUGGAUUACGAGUUUAUGGACGACAGUCAAGUUGUGAAGGAGCAGAGGAGCUCCUGGUUCUUCCAGAUGAUCUAUGACUGGUUCACUUUUCAGGCGAACUUCCUGAUCAACUACGGGUGGCAAUGCCUCGGGGGGCUCAUCAUAGCUGUCAUCAUUUGGAACUGGCUGCAGCCCAAGAUUGAAGCGUGGAAGCAAGCUAGGGAAGACGCUGCGUACCACAAAGACCCUGAUCGUAUGUUGGCACGUGAGGAGGCAGUCAGAAGAGCACGGGAGCGGCAGGAGCAGAGACUGAGGGCCGACUCCGCGCGGGCGGCCGAGCUGCAGAAAGAGAAAGAAGAAAGGAAGAGGCGAGAGGCCAUCGAGCUACUAGAAAGGCAUGGCCGCCUGCCCGGCGCCGGCGGCCGGCGGCUCGGGUCCGCCGAUGAUGGCUUCCUGCCGCUCAGCGGCGGCGCGGGGGGCUCCUCCUACCGCGCGCCCAAGCGCUCCGCCUGCGGGGGCGGCGGCUGCGGCCGCUAGGCCUCUAGGCCUCUAGGCCUCUAGCCGCAGUAUCACACUGCACCGAGCGCCACGGAACA
Messenger RNA from Cydia splendana, 607 nucleotides. RefSeq names its product selenoprotein S B-like. Gene Ontology annotation, cellular component: endoplasmic reticulum membrane; Derlin-1 retrotranslocation complex; Derlin-1-VIMP complex. Lineage: Eukaryota; Metazoa; Arthropoda; Insecta; Lepidoptera; Tortricidae. Gene Ontology annotation, biological process: retrograde protein transport, ER to cytosol; endoplasmic reticulum unfolded protein response. Bases 33 to 548 code for a protein of 171 amino acids. The record is from RefSeq and is a predicted model, not a curated record. The transcript is spliced from 6 exons.